Messenger RNA from Aspergillus terreus NIH2624, 1554 nucleotides. RefSeq names its product putative siderochrome-iron transporter Sit1 (gene sit1). The transcript is spliced from 10 exons. Gene Ontology annotation, molecular function: siderophore-iron transmembrane transporter activity. Lineage: Eukaryota; Fungi; Ascomycota; Eurotiomycetes; Eurotiales; Aspergillaceae. Gene Ontology annotation, biological process: intracellular iron ion homeostasis; transmembrane transport. Bases 1 to 1554 code for a protein of 517 amino acids. Gene Ontology annotation, cellular component: endosome; vacuolar membrane. The record is from RefSeq and is a predicted model, not a curated record.
AUGGCUUCCCCGGAGAUUAAGCAGCCGAUCGCGCACGCAGGGCCUCCCCCUCAGGCACCGAAUGCCGUGACUGACAGCCCUGGUGUCAAACGUAUCGAGGUCAUUUCGGCGCAGUUGCACUGGAUUGAGCGUACCGUGCUAUUCUUUGGCGUGUUUCUGAUUGCCUAUGUUUACGGAUUGGACGGCCAGGUUCGCAUCACUUAUCAGCCUACUGCUGCGAAGAUUGCCGAUGUCUUCGGUCGUAUAGAACUCAUCAUCCUCUCGGUCGUGUUCUACACCAUCGGUUACACCGGAAUCAUCUUGCUGUUGGAGGUCUUGGUCGCUGAUGUGACCUCGCUUCGGUCCCGACUGUUGUUCUCAUACAUCCCAGCGACGCCAUUCAUUAUAAAUACAUGGAUCAGCGGAAACGUCACCUCUUCUGUGCUUACCACGACAACAUGGCAAUGGGGAAUCGGGAUGUUCGCCAUCAUCUUCCCAGUCUGUGCACUUCCUCUCCUUGGAACUCUCCUUUUCGGCCAUUUCAAAGCAAAAAGAAACAGUCCCGAGGCCUAUCUCAGCUCCCUUCCCAAGGUCGGGGCACUCCAGUUUGCCAAUGAGCUGUUUUGGUAUCUUGAUGUGGUCGGUGUACUGCUGUUAAUUGCACUUCUCGCCCUGAUUCUCGUACCUUUUACGAUCGCCGGAGCAUCUGCCGAACAAUGGAAAACUGCCAAGGUCAUCGCUCCGAUAGUCAUCGGGCUUUUGCUCGUACCGGCGUGGAUAUUUUGGGAACGCUACAGCAAGCACCCAAUGGUCCCGUUUCACUUGUUGAAAGAUAGGGCCGUGUGGGGAGCUUUGGGAAUUGCAAUUAUGCUAAACAUGGCAUGGGUGAUACAGGGCGAGUAUCUGUAUACUGUCCUUGUGGUCAGCUUCGGAGAAAGCAUCACCAGUGCAACUCGUAUCACUUCCCUUUACAGUUUCGCCUCCGUCAUCACGGGAUGCAUCCUGGGUGUGAUAGUUCUGAAAGUGAAACGGCUGAAACCGUUCAUCGUGGCCGGAACGCUCCUGUUCAUGGUUGCCUAUGGAAUUCUCAUCUAUUUCCGCGGUGGAGCAAGCAGUUCGAGCCAUUCAGGUGUUAUCGGUGGACAGGUUCUUCUCGGAAUUGCGGGCGGUAUGUUCCCAUAUCCCGCCCAAGCCAGUAUUCAAGCAGCAACGAAACACGAGCAUCUCGCCGUCAUUACUGGAAUCUUCCUCGCAUCUUACAAUGUCGGGAGUGCAAUUGGCAACACGAUUGCUGGAGCUAUCUGGCGACAAACGUUGCUCAAGGAACUCAUUAAGAAUCUGGGCGAUGUAGACACCGCUACGACGGCAUUUGGAGAUCCCUUCACAUACGCUACAGCGCAUCCGAUGGGGACCCCCGAACGUGACGCGGUCGUGGAGUCCUACAAACACACGCAACGGCUGCUAUGCAUCACGGGUAUCUGCCUGGUGGUGCCGCUGAUCGCGUUUGCAUGCUGCAUUCGUAAUCCUCGGUUGACCAAGGAUCAAAGCCUGCCUAAUGCCGAGGAAAGAGAUUGA